Molecule: messenger RNA, 1846 nt
Organism: Scatophagus argus
Lineage: Eukaryota; Metazoa; Chordata; Actinopteri; Scatophagidae
Gene: kdelr3
Product: KDEL endoplasmic reticulum protein retention receptor 3
Exons: 5
Coding region: 330-977 (215 amino acids)
Biological process (GO): endoplasmic reticulum to Golgi vesicle-mediated transport; protein retention in ER lumen
Cellular component (GO): membrane; cis-Golgi network; endoplasmic reticulum
Molecular function (GO): ER lumen protein retrieval receptor activity
Source: RefSeq, a predicted model, not a curated record
GAUAUAAUUGUUUCAUCCGGGUUAGCUUGAUGCUGCGCGAGCUGUCAGCCACGUCACCUCCUCUGAAAUAACUUUUCUUUCAUGCCACUCCAGGCACAGCUGAGUUUGUGAGUGGACUCUGUAGACGUCAUAUCUGUUUAUUUACGUACGCGUUAAGAAAACGAGUCAAGGAGCAGUCGGGCAGACUCGGAGUCCGCUUCACUUUUUUAUAUUUAGCUUUGAGCUCGCCUUUUUCUGUUUGGGCUAAACGGCCUGUCUCCGGAGGACAAGAACGGCCUAUAAGGACUUGUAUUAAAGUUUUAAGGUUACUGGGGCGGAGAACAAACAACAUGAACAUCUUUCGUCUGGCGGGUGACGUGUCACAUCUAGUGGCUAUCAUUAUCCUGUUACUGAAGAUAUGGAGGUCCAAAUCCUGUGCUGGCAUUUCUGGGAAGUCUCAGGUGUUGUUUGCACUUGUCUUCACCACCAGGUACCUUGACUUGUUCACCGCCUUCAUCUCCGCGUACAACACAGUCAUGAAGGUGGUGUUCCUGUCUCUGGCCUAUGCUACCGUGUACCUGAUCUACAUGCGCUUCAGGAACACGUACGACUCAGAGAACGACACAUUUCGUGUGGAGUUUUUACUGGUGCCAGUCAUUGGGCUCUCCUUCCUGGAAAACUAUGCUUUCACCCCAAUGGAGAUCCUGUGGACCUUCUCCAUCUUCCUGGAGGCCGUGGCCAUAAUGCCGCAGCUCUUUAUGAUCACCAAGACUGGCGAGGCAGAGUCCAUCACUACCCAUUACCUGUUCUUCCUUGGCCUCUAUCGAGCCCUAUACAUAGCCAACUGGGUCUGGCGUUACCACACAGAGGGCUUCUUUGACCAGAUUGCCGUGGUGUCUGGCGUCGUGCAGACCAUUUUCUAUUGUGAUUUCUUCUACCUUUAUGUCACAAGGGUGCUUCGAGGAAAAGGAAAGAUGACCCUGCCGAUGCCUGUGUAAAACUGUGCCUUUCAGCCACCCAUCAGUGCCUGCUACAGUUCAGCAUCUGAACAUAGUCCUUGCCCGUCAAUUGUACAAGUAUUUCGCAAUGGGACUGAUGGUCGGACAUGAUUCUGUAGACCAAAAUGAGUACUUCUGUGUGUGUGUAUAUGCAUAUUUCUGUGUGCUUGGCAUUUUCUUCAUAGGAUACUAAUGUGACACUGGAAAAGUGUCCCUGAUGUGCACCUGGAAUUUACAUUCAGGCAAGUGAGAAACACUAUGGAAACUGCAUUUUUGUCUUUACUUUCCCUUUUAGGCUCUGAGAGAGACCUUGGCUCUGGUAACUGAGAAAAUUUCAUAUCCACAAAAGUGUAAAUGAGUUUAUCUGUAGCUUUUACGUACAGCACUCAGGUAGACCUUAAGUAGCUUCAGUUUCCACACAGUACAUAACCAGCGUUUCCUAUGUUAAAGUUGUACAAGUGCAGAGUUUUAAAUCAAAUGUUUAAAUCAGAUGUUCCUACAUUUCAUUCGGUCACCACCACAUGUUUUACAGUCUUGCCUGAUGAUGAAGUAAUGACCUAUUGUGAUUUUUGUACAUUCUUAUGAAUUCUUUUCCUCUUUGGUUCUGUAACGUUAUACACUCCCUAAAAGAAUAGCUUACUGUAUUAUGUGCAAACAGUUUCUUUCCUUGUUGCCAGGUUACUUUUUGUAUUUCUUCUUAAUUGUCCUCUUUUAUACUUCAAUCUAUUUCUUCAUUAGGAGAGAAAAGGGCUGGAUAUUUUGUCAUGUUGUAAAUGAAGCCAAAGAUGGAACAGAAAGUUUUUAGAUCGACUAAUGUUUUUGUCCUUCUGUGAGCAAACAGUUUUGUUGUGAUAAAAAUGGGGAAGUGA